CUGGCGGGCGGCCAGCACCUACAUAAAGGUUUGAGGAGCCGUCGACCGCGCCAGACUCUCAAAGACAGGAUGUGGAGGAGUGUGUGGUUGUUAGUGGUGGUGGUGGUGGCGGGUCCCGCCGUGCUGGCCUCGGCUCACAGACACGCCAGGCAGGUAGCCAAAUGCAGUCCGGAGGAGCCGUGCACCCCUCUCAACGCCUGCCAGCACUUCCAGAACCUCCUGAGGGGUCCUUCGCGAAAUGAAGCCGCCAGGUUGAUCCGUAAAGCUGUCUGCAGCACCGACCGAAGGAACACUAUGGUGUGUUGUCCCAAGUCCAGUGGCGUUACAACUCCUACCACGCCCAGACCGACGCCCACGCCCACUCCUGCCACCCCGCCACCAGCGCCCACGCCCACCAUCGACCCAGCAGUCGGCGAGGCCAGCCUGCCUAAGAGCUGCGGUAGUGUGAGAAGCUUCAACAAGAUCUUCUUCGGCGAGGACGCCAACCUGGGUGAUCAUCCCUGGAUGGCUCUGCUCGGCUAUGGCACCAAGGAGAGUCCCAAGUGGGGUUGCGGGGCGGCACUCAUCACAGAGUCUUAUGUUCUCUCGGCUGGACACUGCGUCGACCUCGCCUUCACCGGCGGCCUCUCAGUUGUGAUGGUGAGGUUGGGAGAGCACAACUUGGCCACCAGCAAAGACUGUGAGACCCAGAUGGGGACUGGAGGGCAGCUGUGUGCCGAACCCGUCCAGGACAUUCCUCCCGCUGCCAUCUACAAGCACCACAAGUUUAACUCACUCUCGCACGCCAACGACGACAUCUCGCUCCUCAAACUGCAGAAGAAGGCGACAUUCAACUUGUUCGUCCAACCCAUCUGCCUGCCUCCUGUGGGAUUCGACGUGAAGAGUUUCCUGGGCGGGAGGAACGCGACGGUGGCGGGCUGGGGACGCACCGAGAACUCCCCCACCUCCGACAUCCUCCAGAGGGUCCAUCUGCCUCAGGUGGACCUAGAAGAGUGCAAGAAUCUUUACGAGGGAAAUGUCACCCCGGAUGAGCUGUGCUUCGGAGGAGCUGGUCGGCGGGACUCCUGUGUGGGUGACUCUGGCGGACCUCUCUUUGCGGUGGGCCUCGGCAACCCCACCUACACCCUGAUCGGUGUUGUCUCUCGAGGGAGGUCCCAGUGCGGCACUCCGGGGAUCCCUGCCGUCUACACCAACGUCGCCCACUACAGACAGUGGAUCAUAGAGAACCUCCGCCCUUAGCUUCGUCGAGGAACCCGGAGACUAGGGAGGAUCUUCCCGGUAUCCACCACAACCUUCAGGAAAUAUAGGACCUAUUUUAUUAAUAGCCAACUGGGCCAGGAUUUAUCCAGCACAUGAGCAAGCACUUACAGCUGUACAGCUUUCAUUAAUUAUGACGGGUUUGCUUGCAUUUAUUGCACAGUAUUGGCGUUUGUCUUUCUACGGCGCCGAAAAUCUCCAAUGGAGAGGGAGGGGGGGGGACCUGCUGCAUGGGUAACAGCUUCUCCCCCCGUAUCAACCUACCCUGGAUUUGCCCCUGGAAUGGCCACUCCAGACCCACAACCAGAGCGCAACUCCAUAGCCUCCCGAGACUGAUGGAUGCCUACUAAUGCACAGUUUAUGAUCAACGAAGCACCACGAGGCUAUUUAUAGUAAUAAUAACCCCGGGGUUGUAAAGUUUCAAGCUCGUAAACUGUGUUUAGUAACACGACUGCUAUAGUUGUUGAUAGAUGUACAGGUUACGCCAGCGGUGGUCUGUGUGCUUGAUAACUCCUGGCCCAGAAGUAGUGACACACAGAUUUUGUCCCUUGCCAUAAACACGUGUGAUGUCACAAGGGUCCCUGUGGAGGGCCCCCCUGUGGAGGCCCCCCCCCUGUGGAGGCCCCCCCCCUGUGGAGGGCCCCCCUCUGUGGAGGG
This is a messenger RNA of Procambarus clarkii (red swamp crayfish), 1914 nucleotides long. Its product is annotated as phenoloxidase-activating factor 3. The record is from RefSeq and is a predicted model, not a curated record. Gene Ontology annotation, biological process: proteolysis. NCBI's taxonomy places the organism in Eukaryota, Metazoa, Arthropoda, Malacostraca, Decapoda, Cambaridae. Gene Ontology annotation, molecular function: serine-type endopeptidase activity.